CACACACACACACACAAACGGAACGGCGUCGCCAGACUUGACCGCACUCUACUGCUCCUGUCUGCUUGUUGAUCUUCGGGAAAAGUACAUGGAUUUAUUUUUGCGGAACUGUUAUCCCGAAGGUGUCGAAUGAAUACAAUCGUUUGGAAAGAACGCACCCUUUUCUCUCUGGAUGUACAGACAGAGUUCGUUAUGAUCAGUGUUUAUAGCAGUUCAUUGGUGGGGAUGGGUUCAUUGGUUGGAUCUUAGGUGUAUGUAUCGGUUGGGAUUUGGGAAGCACGGAUGAUUGCAAAUAGGAGUUCAGAUGCAUGCCAAGUCCACGGUGAAUGUCGGAAGCUGUGAUCCCCUCAGAUGGAGCCCCAGAAUCCACAUGGCAGUGGCGGUUCAUUAGUUGUGAUUCAGCAGCCUUCCUUAGACAGCAGACAGAGGUUUGCCCAUGAAAGAGGGAUUCAGCAUUCAGCCAUUCUCUCACUGGACCAAAUCAAGGUUAUUCGGUCAAGCAAUGAGUACACAGAGGGCCCAUCUGUGGCGAGAAAGCCUGCUCCCAGGACAGUUCAAAGGCCAGAGAAGUAUGAAAGGACUCAUGAAAUCAUACUGAUCAAUGUGAAUAACAACUACGAACAUCGGCCUUCUCCCCAAGCAGGGAACGUGGGAGUGCAGUACAAUGCUAGGGUGCCUGCAAUGGGCAGGUCCACCAGCACAGGGAGUGCUGCAAGCUCAGGUAGCAUCAACAGUGCCUCUUCAGAGCAGGGGCUCCUGGGUCGCUCGCCUCCAACAAGGCCUGGUCCAGCCCACCGAACAGACGGGCCUGUUCGGACACAGCCCAAGUCUUCUGCUUCGGUAGGGGAUAAGCUUAAGAGUUCAGGGAAAGAGGAGCUCACGAAGCACCAGUUUAUCUGUGAACAGUGUGGCAAGUGUAAGUGUGGCGAGUGCACAGCUCCGAGGACUCUCCCUUCCUGCCUGGCUUGUCAGCGCCAGUGUUUAUGCUCUGCUGAGAGCAUGGUGGAGUAUGGCACGUGUAUGUGCCUGGUCAAAGGGAUCUUCUACCACUGUUCAAACGAUGAUGAGGGGGACUCAUGUGCGGACAAUCCUUGCUCCCUGUCCCAGUCACACUGCUGCUCUAGGUUCACGUGUAUGGGAUUAAUUUCGACGGUGCUGCCUUGCUUGCUCUGUUACCCUGCAGCUAGAGGGUGUAUUAAGAUGUGCCAGGGCUGCUAUGACCAGGUAAACAGGCCUGGGUGCAGGUGUAAGAACUCCAACACUGUCUAUUGCACACUGGAGAGCUGUCCCUCACAGGGCCAGGCCAAACCUUGAUUUCACUCGGCACUCUCUUCAGCCUUGCUGUUUUAAUUCAACGUUAUGCACCUCUCGGCCCUUUUACCCCUGGAAAUCCCUCUCUGGAACAGCAUGGAGUAUGAUGCCACUUUUGCUACCCUCUCCCCCUUUUACAAGCCAGUGUUUGCGUUUUGGUGUUGUUUUCAGCUGCUCAUUAACACACCUGACUCAUUGUAAAGAAGUGCUUUCUUGGGAGUGCUGUUCUCUGUGCUUCAGCUUGGUGUGAGACCAUAUCCUUACCAUAUCUGUGAAGGACUAUCAAGAUAGUAAUACACUAGUAUAUGUAUGUGUGUAUAGCUAUUACCAGAUUUCCAUUGCAGCCCAGACUGUAGUUGUUUGUACAUCUUAAUUAUAAAUGGGUGCCAUAUAAACUUACUAUGCUGUUAGCAUUUUGGUAAACUUAA
This is a messenger RNA of Polyodon spathula (Mississippi paddlefish), 1739 nucleotides long. RefSeq names its product protein sprouty homolog 1-like. The transcript has 2 exons. Gene Ontology annotation, biological process: negative regulation of Ras protein signal transduction; multicellular organism development; negative regulation of MAP kinase activity. Lineage: Eukaryota; Metazoa; Chordata; Actinopteri; Acipenseriformes; Polyodontidae. Gene Ontology annotation, cellular component: membrane; cytosol. Bases 352 to 1314 code for a protein of 320 amino acids. The record is from RefSeq and is a predicted model, not a curated record.